Messenger RNA from Pyrgilauda ruficollis (rufous-necked snowfinch), 4414 nucleotides. RefSeq names its product 3-hydroxyacyl-CoA dehydratase 2 (gene HACD2). The transcript has 5 exons. Gene Ontology annotation, cellular component: endoplasmic reticulum membrane. The coding region runs from base 61 to 492 and encodes 143 amino acids. NCBI's taxonomy places the organism in Eukaryota, Metazoa, Chordata, Aves, Passeriformes, Passeridae. Gene Ontology annotation, molecular function: 3-hydroxyacyl-CoA dehydratase activity. The record is from RefSeq and is a predicted model, not a curated record. Gene Ontology annotation, biological process: sphingolipid biosynthetic process; fatty acid elongation; very long-chain fatty acid biosynthetic process.
UAGGGUCCUUUUACUACAGGCAUUGUUCCCUCUUCUGUUGUUCUGACUGCUUUCCAAGUGAUGUCAAGGGUUUUCCUGACGUGGGCAGUAACACAUAGUGUAAAAGAGGUACAAAGUGAAGACAGUGUCCUCUUGUUUGUAGUGGCCUGGACAAUCACCGAGAUAAUCCGUUAUUCUUUUUACACCUUUAGCUUGUUAAACCAUCUCCCUUAUCUCAUCAAAUGGGCCAGGUACACUUUGUUUAUAGUGUUGUAUCCAAUGGGAGUCUCAGGUGAAUUACUCACAAUAUAUGCUGCACUACCCUUCGUCAGGCAGUCUGGCUUGUAUUCCAUUAGUUUACCUAACAAGUACAAUUUUUCAUUUGACUACUAUACAUUCCUGAUCCUGGUCAUGAUCUCUUACAUUCCAAUCUUCCCUCAGCUCUAUUUCCACAUGCUGCAUCAGAGGCGAAAGGUGCUCUCCCACUCUGAAGAGCAUAAGAAGUCGGAGUAAUUCCAACUCCUUUUCAGAACUUUUCAAACAUCAAAAUGCUGCAGUUUUUCAAUACCCAGCACAUUUGUAAAGAGUAUAUCAAGAUAAGUCAGAGGUAAAAGACCAAUAAUUUAGCAAGAAUAACUAAUAAAUCUGAUUUCAGUGAAAUUCCAGGAUGUCAAACAUUGAAAUAAUUUUCAGCUUGCAUUGCUUCAGAAAACUUAAAACUUUAUAUGGCUUGGCAGUUAACCUUUUCCUGAAAUGACGUGCUAAAUGGUUUUCAUUUAUUACUAAAUGCCUGAAGGUUGCAGUAUGAGUGAUGAAGUUGUACCCACUAAAUGCCUGAAUUGGGAUUAUAUUACUGAUACCUCUUUUUUUAAGUGCUUGACUGCAUGCCAGAAACUGUAUGUAUUGCUGUGAAAGCAAACAGUAUGCUCUGGAAUACUUCAGGAUAAUGUCAGAGACUUCAGUGGAGAAUGUAAUCUGGGCAAAGUAUUUGACUUUAGAAAGGUAGGUUGUGUAUUUAAAAGGUGAUGGGAACAAGAACAAGAAACCAAUUACGGAAAAUGAGGGGAAUGUGGUUCUUUAGGAAUUUAAACAGUGCAGUGUCUGACCAGAGUGUGCUCUCUGAAGAUCUUGUAUAAGCUGAUCACUCAAAUGCUAAUAUUAAUUCAGAGGCUGUAAUUCUUAUCUGAAACAUUAAAACUACCCCAAGUACUGCAUCACUGAAUACUUUUUUACAUAUUAAAAAAAUUAAUACUAACUGUAAUACUUUAGUGGUAUCAGUAAUGAAUCUAAAUAUAAGGAGGUAGUUCACCCAGAAAGAGGUGCAGUUCUCCCUUUUUUACUACAACUUUUUGUCUCUAGUCAUUGUCUGUGAUACUCAUCUUUCAGUCUGAGGUCUACUUGGUCUGCUGUGUUUGGGGGCUCUGUUCCUUAGCCUGACUUUUCUCAAGUGACUGAGGUCAUCACUCUGGCACAUCCAAGCAGGCAGUUCCAGGCACUCAACUUCUGAAGUGAAAGUCAUAAUCUGCUCCUUGCAGAGCAAAUUAUUUCAUUUGUUACAUGCUGCCUUUGCAUGUAGGACAAGCCACCCUCGUCUGCUCUUUGGAAAGAGUGGAAGACCACAAGAAGUUAUAUUCUCCUAGGUGCUUUCUCUGAGUUGUCAGGCUUGUUGGGAGGCUGAAAGGAAAAUGAAGGAGCUGAGAAAGCCUUGUGGUGAGGCAGAAAGCACUAGUGCUGUGUGAGCUGUGCCCCAAGCCUAGAAGAAAUUUCUGAUGGGGAGUAACAGGGUGGAGAAUGAAGGGAACAAAAGGAGAAGGGAAAUGAAUGGAUAUCCAGGCAGAGACAAAAGCAAAUGUAGGUUAUGGCUUUGCUCUGUUAGGAAUUGAUGGCCAAAUAGUCCUGUCUGCAUGCAGUCACAGUCACUAGACAAGACCAUGUGGGCCUCCCUGGCUUCCCUCUGGUGUGAUUCAGUGCAUAGAUGAGGUGUGACCGCUUUCCAUGCUGCCUGCAGCGCUGCCUCAUGCUCUGCCUGCCAGCACCUCCCCUGGCCUGGUUGUGUUUGACACAUCCCAGCUCUUCUAAACACAGCUGGGAAGUACUGAGGACACAGGCUCUCUGUUCUAGCAGUUGGGAAGAGCUGGAUUUACAGUUAUUCAGAUUUAUGCUUGUCAGAGCAGUAUUUAAAAAAGACCAAAACCUUGUCAUUUUUCAGUAAUUUUCUUUGGCUCCAUCAAAAGGACUGAAUUUUCCUAUCUCUGACUAUAUAGAGCCUUUCCUGUUCAACACAAACAGGAUUAUUAUAAGCAGAGAAAGGACAAGAGACAAUAAUAAUCUUUGCUUCUAUUUUCAGCAUUUUGGAGCCAGUUACUGACUGGAUUAUAAAACACAGGAGGUUGUAGCAAGUUGGGUGUUGGUCUUUUUCCCCCAAGUUACAAGCAAUAGGACUAGAGCAUAUGCCUCUUCUUGUGCCAAGGAAGAUCUAGAUGGGGUAUUAAGGGAAAUUUCUUCAUGGAAAGGAUUGCCAAGCAUUGGAACAAGCUGCCCAGGGAAGUGAUAGAGUCACCAUCCUUGAAGGUAUUUAAAAUACCUGAAGAUGUGGUGCAUAAGGACAUGGUUUACUGGGAUUUUGCAGUGUUAGGAUAAUGGUUGGACUCAAUCUCAGAGGUCUUUUCCAACCCAAACAAUUCUGUGAUUCUAUUACUAUGGCCAUGUACAACCUCAAAAUGGUUUUGGAUUCAAAGAUGCAACAAUUCAAUUAAUUUCUAUAUUAGAUUAUACGCUUUGUUGUAGUGAUCUGAGAAAUGUUACAUUAUUCUGAAGUCAUUGUUUGAAAGUGUGAACUUCCACCUCUGAACAAAACAUCUCCUUUUGCUUAUACUUGCUAUUAAAGAAGUUAAUGUCAGUAUUUCUGAAGGAUGUCAUCUAAAAGAUUUGAUUUCCUGAUGUACUUAGGUUACUGGAUAUUGUCAAUGCUCAGCUCCUGAACUUUUCUUAAUUUGAUUUCUGUGCCCAAGUAAAAGAUUAGGUUUCAAAUUUGUUGGUCCAAUUUGGAGAUAAAAAAAUGGUUGUGUAAUACUCCUGCAUGAGACAAACCCCUGGCUCUGUUGAUGAGAAAGAUACAGUACAGAUCUACAACAGAUAGCACUGGCAGCAUGGAAAACAGAGAAGCUGCCAGUAGGGAGAAAACUUCUACAACCAACACCUUUGCUGAGCAGGCUUUAUGAUGGAAUAUUUACUUUAAUUGAAAGUAUCCAUUUAUGACAAAAAUGCAAAUAAACUAUGGCCUUUUAAAAGAAAAUUGAGUUACUUUUCCUUUCAAAAGAAAAAGAGGUUGCUUUCACAGUAAGAAUUCUUACCAGCAAAGCUGAUUUAUAAAUUAUAUUUGGAAGUCUGAACGUGCAGUUAAUAUGUACAAAAAUUCAGUGCUUCAUGUUGCAGUGCUUUUUCAAGUUUAACUUCCAUGGAAAUCACUGGAAGCUGAUCUUGGGAGAGAACUGUAGUGUGAUGCCCUAAAACUGUUUGGGUUGUUCCCUAAUACUGAUUUUGCUGACACAUGUGGGGCAUCUUCUCCUCAUAAAAGAAGAAGUUUCCCCUCAUCUGUCACUGAAAUUGCCGUGUGGUUUCUGUGAGCUCUAUAAUAGAAGCUUUGAUUGGUGCUGUGUCACAAAUGGGUUUAUUUCCCCCCAGACUGUUUACUUGGCUUGCAUGUUCUCUGUCAGCCUCUCCAAAGCAGCAGCCCCCCUGCUUUGGUGCUCUCUUGUGUGCACUGGUUCAGCUGACAGCACUUUUUGUUCUACCAUGCCAGCUCUGAGUUAGUCACUACCCUCCAAAAGACCAAGGUUUUCACCAGUGUGUUUACAACUGGAAUUGUAGAAAUGUUCAUAUUUGUAAAUUACAGUAAGAAUGCAGGUUACAGUGCAGAAAUAUUGUAAUUUUUCACAAUGUGAUGUUUUUAUCAGAGGGUUUUUUUCUUAUCGUUAUGAAGGUUGGCAUUUGUGUGGACCAAUCUGCAGUGUCAUUUUAAAACUUAUCUUUCAGCUUAAAAUUUUCAUGAGUAUACAUCAAAUAUACAUAUUUUGAUGUAUAUGUCAGUGAAACUUGGGUGAAAACUAUAUACAGUCAUUUUUGUAUUUUUUUCUAUGUUGUGAAGAAUAAAAUUGUAAUUUUAUAAGUCUGAUUCACUAAGAUUAUUAUAAUUUAAAUGUAUUUUUUGUAUAUUUAGGAAUCUGGUAUUACCUGGAGCUCUGAAAGACUUAAGCAUAGAAUUUUUAUGCAUGGUUGAAAGAUAUUUCAACUUGAUAAUGCAGUGAAAUGGUUUGUAUGCUAAAAUACUAGUCCGUGUUGUUGCCUUGUGCAGUUGAUUCUGUGCUCUCUGCCUGGAUUUGGCCUACUGAACAGUGAUACUAAUUGCUAUAAUCCAAAUAAAAUACUUCUGAAC